Molecule: messenger RNA, 1877 nt
Organism: Nicotiana attenuata
Lineage: Eukaryota; Viridiplantae; Streptophyta; Magnoliopsida; Solanales; Solanaceae
Product: probable ubiquitin-like-specific protease 2B
Exons: 9
Coding region: 656-1603 (315 amino acids)
Biological process (GO): proteolysis
Molecular function (GO): cysteine-type peptidase activity
Source: RefSeq, a predicted model, not a curated record
UUCUAAAACUGUAAGCCAAACAAAAAAUAGUGCAUUUUGAUUAAAGGAAUGUAUGUUGCUUAUUGUAAUUCAUGUACUGAAUAAUACUAUUUUUUGUAUUUACCUUGUGGAGGAACCAAACAAUUCUGCUUUCCGUUAGAGUGGCAAAAAUACAAAAAGAUGAUGAUGGUCACGCCGAUAGCAACAUUUACAGAAACCAGAAAAUUGCUUCUAACUUGAACAAUGCAAUUUUUGGGUUAUAUUUGUAAAAAGAGGCGCAGAAGAUGAAGAAAAGGGUGUUGGAGAAGGAACUAUGUGUCAUAUUCCCUAUUUCAGGAACUGUCAAGCUUGUUGAAGAAACAAGAAGCUCCAAACUAAGCUCCAUAACUGAUCACACAACUAGCGUCAAGCUAAGCUCCAAUGUUAUAAAAAUAUUCCUGGUUGCAGAAAUCAAUAGGUGGAAUUCCAGAUACUGGAGGCCAAGACAGUAGUUGCAAGAUGGCUAAGUGCCGGAGGGGCCAAGUAAUUAUAGAACAGUAGGACAUUUCUGUACGGGGAAGACCAAGGGCCUAAAAUUUUUUGUAGUCAAAAGAACCUAUCUUAAAAGUCUGUAUUAGGCGUCUCUGGUUUGACUUGUGUUACAAGUAGCAAGGAUGGUGCUGGGUAUAGACUAUUGAUGGGAUUCAAGAGAGCACCUACCUUGUUGCGGUCUUGCCAAGGCAAGGAAUCACAGGUGAACUGCCGCAAUAUAGUUAAAGGAUUUGGUAAAAAAGGAACUGAUGAGGAACUUCCAAGUCAGUCUCGCUCAACGGAACACCCACGCACAUGUCAAAAAAGAAAAAGUAAAAAAGUAGCUGCUGCACUUGAUUCAGCUGUUCUGCUACGACGUUCUGCUCGCCUCCGCGGACUGUCAAAUAAAAGGAAUGGCAAAUCAGAUGGAAAGUUAAACUCGGUUGACUUUGACUGCUACCUGGAGAACAUAUGGAGGGAACUACCAGAGGAUAAGAAAAGUUCAUUUACAUACCUUGAGUCCAUGUGGUUUUAUUUAUACACAACCAAACUAUUCAAGGCUAAGGUGUUGAGGUGGAUUAAGGGGCUAGACAUAUUCUCGAAAAAAUAUGUUUUUGUUCCCAUCGUUCUCUGGGAUCAUUGGUGUCUUUUGAUCUUUUGCAAUCUCGGCGGAAGUUUAGAGUCGGAAUCCAAAACUCCCUGUAUGUUGUUACUGGAUUCACUGCAUAUGGCAGGACCCUCGCCAUAUGAAUCUGAGAUAAGAAAAUUUGUUUUGGACAUUUUCAAAAAUGAAGAGAGGCCAGAGAGCCAGCAGCUGAUUAAGAAAAUCAAGUUAUUGAUUCCUAAGGUGCCGCAGCAGACAAAUGGUACGGACUGCGGUAAAUUUGCUUUGUACUUCAUUAGCCUUUUCCUAGAGAGCGCUCCGGAAAACUUUAGCAUUUCUGAAGGCUACCCUUACUUUAUGAAGAGAGACUGGUUUACUCCUGACCAGUUAGAAAGCUUUUGGCUGGAAUUGCCAACUCUGACCAAGGAUUCUUCUGAGGACAUGAAGAACACAGCAGUCUCUGGUGAAAGCGUCUCAGGUUCUGAGGAUGCUAUUAUAUAUCUGGUAUAGACAUUGUGGGUAAGAAGUAAAAUAGAGAGAUAUAUUGAUACUAUUGGAAGGACAAGUAACUAUGGAUCAUUGGGAUAUUUAAGUUUGUCUAUUUUAUUCUAUAUUCGCUCUUUUUUUUUUUUUUUUUUUUUUUUUUUUUUUUUUUUCCGGUCAAGGGAAAAAAGGUCAAAAUGAGGACUUCUACAGUUUUUGCACUAGAAACAGAAAACAAUUUCUAUUAGUCUUGCUCAACUUUGUUAGACCUUAUAGCUGAAUGCAAAUUGAAGUGUGUGUA